Messenger RNA from Xenopus laevis (African clawed frog), 4638 nucleotides. It is a transcript of the gene sin3a.L, whose product is annotated as SIN3 transcription regulator family member A L homeolog. Gene Ontology annotation, cellular component: histone deacetylase complex; nucleolus; nucleus. The record is from RefSeq and is a predicted model, not a curated record. The coding region runs from base 418 to 4239 and encodes 1273 amino acids. NCBI's taxonomy places the organism in Eukaryota, Metazoa, Chordata, Amphibia, Anura, Pipidae. Gene Ontology annotation, biological process: regulation of DNA-templated transcription; negative regulation of transcription by RNA polymerase II. The transcript has 21 exons. Gene Ontology annotation, molecular function: transcription corepressor activity; RNA polymerase II-specific DNA-binding transcription factor binding.
GCUUGCCUGCAAGAGCGGAGACCGAUGGGCGUGUCAUGCAGGCCCUCGCCCACUGUGCAUCCUCUAGCUAGACUGUUAUGGAAUGUAGUUGGUCCUUUGGCUUGAUUGACGGUUAUAGUUAGCCAAUGAGACGUCGCGCUUGGUGGCGCCCUGCGCGGUGUGGCGGAGGCGGGAUUUUCCCGGUGACAGAGAGAAGCGCACGGCCGGUAAUCGGAGAUCGAGUCCUCUUCUAAUUCUUACGGUCAAGCUGGCGGCUUGCGAAUAGAAAGUAAGAACGGGAUACGUAGAUGGGUCUUGAGUAAAGCACAUAGGGGGAAGUGUUGAUGGGAAGACCACCGAGAGCUAUAUUGCCCAGCUGCUAGAGGAGCAUGAGGAAGAGCGAAAGGGCCAUCACUGGUGCUUGACUAUGUUCUCAGGAUGAAGCGGCGAUUGGAUGAGCCAGAGGCAGCUGCCUAUCCACCUCAGCCCCGCAGGAUCACUGAAUCUUUUGCCCACACCCACCGUGUACUUGCCCCUGCUCCUCCAACAUAUGAGCCUCCUCCUGAUGCUAUGCAGCCCACUGCGGGCAUUCAGUACUCUGUAGCCCCUGGAUACCAGGUCUCAGCAGUGCCUCAGAGCUCUGGAGGCCAUGGCCAGGCAUCACUUACAGCAGUGCAUGGUAGUCAUCACCACAACACGCCUGUGCCAACCCAUGGAGGACCUGCUGUGCAGAGUCAUGCUCAUUCAACCCCACCUGCUGCACCUGCACAAGGACAACAGUUCCAGAGGCUAAAGGUGGAGGAUGCUCUUUCGUACCUUGACCAGGUAAAACUGCAGUUUGGUAGCCAGCCACAGGUGUACAAUGACUUUCUUGACAUAAUGAAAGAAUUCAAGUCACAGAGUAUUGACACACCAGGGGUCAUAAGCCGGGUGUCUCAACUCUUCAAAGGUCAUCCAGAGCUAAUCAUGGGCUUUAACACUUUCUUGCCACCUGGAUACAAGAUAGAGGUGCAAACAAAUGACUUGGUUAAUGUAACAACUCCAGGGCAAGUACACCAGAUUACAACACAUGGUCUGCAGCCUCCAAUUCCUCAAGCUCCUCCACCAUCACAGCCAUCUGCCCCGCCCAUUCCAUCACCAGUGCACCCGACUCCUCAGCCUCCGCCAGCUAAAAUCAGCAAGCCAAUGCAGUCCCAGGCUCACACCCCAACAAAUCAGCAAAGCACACCUAUACAGUACCCAUCUCCACGAUCUCCACCAGCACAGCCGCACACACCAGGACCUUUGGCACAUGCUACACCCACCGCAACUGCAGCAACUCCUACAAUGCAGAACAACCAGCCAGUUGAAUUCAACCACGCUAUUAACUAUGUAAACAAGAUCAAGAACCGAUUUCAAGGCCAGCCAGACAUUUACAAGUCUUUCCUUGAGAUUCUGCACACAUAUCAGAAGGAACAACGCAAUGCUAAAGAAGCAGGGGGUAAUUACACACCAGCCCUGACCGAGCAGGAGGUCUAUGCCCAGGUAGCAAGACUUUUUAAAAACCAGGAGGACCUGUUAUCAGAAUUUGGCCAAUUUUUGCCAGAUGCCAACAGCUCUGUGCUUUUGAGCAAAACAACAGCUGAAAAAGUUGAAUCUGUAAGAAAUGAUCACGGGGGCACAGUGAAGAAGCCACAGCUUAACAAUAAGCAGCAGAGGCCCAACCAGAAUGGCUGCCAAAUUAGACGGCACUCUGGAACUGGAGUCACACCCCCAGUUAAGAAGAAACCUAAAAUUCUUAUUCCUAAAGAUCAGUCACUAGCAGAUGCCAACAAACAUGGAGCAGGAGCAGAAUCACAGUUUUUUGACAAGGUCCGUAAAGCACUUCGGAGUGCAGAAGCAUAUGAUAAUUUCCUGAGAUGCCUGGUGAUCUUCAAUCAAGAAGUAAUUUCCCGAUCCGAGCUAGUUCACCUGGUGUCCCCAUUCCUAGCCAAGUUCCCAGAGCUAUUUACAUGGUUAAAAAAUUUCUUGGGUUACAAAGAAUCCUCCCAUCUGGAGAGCUUCCCAAAAGAGCGAGCUACUGAGGGUAUUGCCAUGGAGAUUGACUAUGCAUCAUGUAAGCGUUUGGGGUCAAGUUACCGAGCCUUACCCAAAAGCUUCCAGCAGCCAAAAUGCACUGGCAGGACACCGCUAUGUAAAGAGGUUUUGAAUGACACUUGGGUGUCUUUUCCAUCCUGGUCAGAAGACUCAACUUUUGUGAGCUCUAAAAAGACACAGUAUGAGGAACACAUUUACCGAUGCGAAGAUGAAAGAUUUGAGUUGGACGUGGUAUUGGAAACAAACCUGGCUACCAUUCGUGUUUUGGAAACUAUUCAGAAGAAACUUUCACGGCUUUCUGCAGAGGACCAGGCCAAAUUCAGACUGGACAAUGCACUUGGAGGAACAUCUGAGGUCAUCCACCGCAAGGCUUUACAGAGGAUAUAUGCGGACAAAGCUGCUGAUAUUAUAGAUGGUCUAAAGAAAAACCCUGCUGUUGCUGUACCUAUUGUCCUAAAGAGAUUGAAAAUUAAGGAGGAAGAGUGGCGGGAAGCACAGCGUGGGUUUAAUAAGAUCUGGCGGGAACAGAAUGAAAAGUACUAUCUUAAAUCUCUGGACCAUCAGGGUAUCAACUACAAACAGAUUGAUACAAAGGUGUUGCGUUCCAAGAGUCUCCUUAAUGAGAUUGAGAGCAUCUAUGAUGAGCACCAGGAACAAGCUUCAGAAGACAAUUCUGGGAUCUCUUCUGGCCCACACCUCACACUCACAUAUGAUGACAAACAGAUACUGGAAGAUGCAGCCUCACUUAUAAUCCACCAUGUAAAACGACAGACUGGCAUACAAAAGGAGGACAAAUACAAGAUAAAACAGAUUGUUUAUCACUUCAUCCCAGAUUUACUUUUUUCGCAGCGGGGGGAUCUCUCUGAUGUAGAGGAAGAAGAAGAGGAAGAAACAGCUGAGACUGAAGAUGGGGUUACAAAAAAACACAAUGGGGUUGGUGGCGGUAGUAGUCCUCCAAAGGCUAAGCUGAUGUUUGGAAAUACAGCAGCACAGAAGUGGCGUGGUAUGGAGGAUUCAUAUAACCUUUUUUAUGUGAACAAUAACUGGUACAUAUUCCUUCGCCUACAUCAGAUAUUGUGCUCCAGACUUCUUCGCAUUUACAAUCAGGCAGAGAAACAAGUGGAAGAAGAAAUGAGGGAAAGGGAAUGGGAAAGAGAGGUACUAGGACUAAAGAGGGACAAAAAUGACAGUCCGGCUGUCCAACUUCGACUAAAAGAACCAAUGGACAUAGAGGCUGAGGAUUAUUAUCCAGCAUUCCUAGACAUGGUUCGGAACUUGCUUGAUGGGAACAUGGACUCCAAUCAAUAUGAGGAUUCUUUGCGAGAGAUGUUUACCAUCCAUGCCUUUAUUGCCUUUACUAUGGACAAGCUGAUUCAGAGCAUUGUUAGACAGCUCCAGCACAUAGUCAGUGAUGAAAUCUGUGUGCAAGUGACUGAUUUGUAUCUUUCUGAGAGCAAUAGCAAUGCCACUGGAGGGCUGCUAUCCACUCAGGCCUCACGUAACUUGAAUGAAGCAAACUACCAGCGCAAAGCUGAGCAGCUAAUGUCAGAUGAGAAUUGCUUCAAGCUGAUGUUCUCCCAAAGUCGUGGACAGGUCCAGUUAACAAUUGAACUACUGGACACUGAGGAAGAAAACUCUGAUGACCCAGCGGAGACCGAGCGUUGGUCUGAUUACAUUGAGAGGUACAUGAACUGUGACUCCACUUCACCAGAACUUCGAGAGCACCUUGCACAGAAACCUGUGUUCUUGCCUAGGAACCUGCGCAGAAUAAGAAAAUGCCAGAGGGGCAGAGAGCAGCAAGAGAAAGAUGGAAGUGGAAAGCGCGCACUGGAGAACUUGGAGAGCCUUGAUAAGCUUCAGUGCAAGUUUAAACUGAAUUCUUACAAGAUGGUCUAUGUAAUAAAAUCCGAGGACUACAUGUAUCGGCGUACUGCGCUGCUGCGGGCACAGCAGUCCCACGAACGAGUGAGUAAACGAUUGCACCAGCGCUUCCAGUCCUGGCUGAGAAAAUGGAAUCUUGAACAUGUUAGCCAUGAAAUGGCCUCUGAAACCCGAAAAUGGCUGAUGGGGGAGGGUGUUGAGGGAAUGGUGCCUUGUACCACUAGUAGAGACUCUGAGAUCCUGCACUUUGUGGACAUAAAUAAGUAUAGAGUCAAGUAUGGGGCAGCCUUCAAAACCCCAUAACAUUUUUAAACUGGAGAGGAAUACAUUAAAAAAAAACCCUGAGAACUCUUAAUGAGAUUAAUCUGAAGAGCAUUGCCUGCUGUCUAAACCAGAAGGAUGACCAUCAAAGGCAUGACUAGGCCUCAAACCUUACAUAGAGAAUUUAUGAACCUCUUCUUCUGCCAGAGGAAUAUUUAAUCCUCUGACUGGAGAAAUGGUACAGUGUUACUGAAAAUGUCCGACCUUCCUGCCAUUUCGUCCCUGUAAAUCCUCUUUGCCACCCUUCUGUAAAUACAUGCGUGUACAUAACGUCAACGAAGGUCCAUUUGAUUAAGUUCCUGUACCCCAUAUUGCAUAUUAUUUUAUAACAAGUAUCAUUAGUUUUAUGUUAGAUGUCUUUGUAACAUAGUAAUGGGGAAA